Messenger RNA from Microthlaspi erraticum, 2586 nucleotides. Lineage: Eukaryota; Viridiplantae; Streptophyta; Magnoliopsida; Brassicales; Brassicaceae. The record is from the annotation of a GenBank genome assembly.
AUGAACUCUUCCCCAACUUCUUUUGUGGUCUUGUUCUUCAUCGUAUCCUUGUUUCACCAGCUUCCUUGUGAUUUAAGCAAACAAGGACUUGGCUGGUGUGAAAAUCUCUUUCAGUGUGGAGAUAUCACCGCUGGUUACCCCUUCUGGGGAGGAAAUCGUCUUAAACCUUGCGGUCAUCCAUUGUUGGAACUUCACUGCAACAAAAACGCCACUUCUUUAAUCAUGUCAAACCAAGAGUACCAUGUUCUCCAAAUAGAUCAACCUUCUUACACUCUUAGACUUGCAAGAUCAGACCUUCUAGGUCCUUUUUGCUCCGCCAAAUUCACUACAACAACCUAUUUCCCCGAGGUGUUUGAGAGUAGAGGAGCCUACAAGAGCCUCAUCGUCUACUACUUCUGCGACCCUCGUCUUAAUUACGUUUCAAGUUUUACAUGUCCUGAUUGGGGUCUAGUGUCAAUUUCUCAAAACCCUGAUUACCAGUAUUCCUGUCAAAACAGUUUCACGGUGCACGUUCCAGAGAGUUUCGUUCCAAAUGAGAAUAAGUUGAAUUUGACUUCCCAUUUGGAAGCUGUCCUAAGAGAAGGGUUUGAGUUAGGGGUGCCGACCGCUUACUAUCCGUGUCAAGAAUGUUUAUCCUCUGGAGGAACCUGCGGUUUUGACGGUAGCAAACAGGUUUGCUGUAAGGAAACCUUGGCAUCAGGAGUUCAAUGCGAGAUACCGUAUUCUUUGGAUGACGAGACUUUCCUCCUUUGCAAUGCCCAGUUUAGCUGCGGCAAUCAGGAAUACACUCUCUCUUAUCCUUUCUGGGUUCCUGGAAGAGAAGAAUGCGGCCACCCUGACUUCAAGCUCAACUGUAGCAGAGGAUUCCCAGAGUUUAACAUUGCCUCCAUGAAGUUCACAAUCUUAAAGAGCGGUUUGCACAAGGCAAGUGUUGCCAGAUCAGACUAUAUCAGCAAUGUUUGUACCCUAGAUCCUGUAGAUGUGCCAUUCAACUGGAGUGUCCUACCACUUUCUCCUGACACUGAGCUGCUUACGUUAUAUUACGACUGCCCUUACACUGAUCUCCCAAGUUACGUUGAAUCCCUUGGAUGUGUAAACCAUGGCUAUAGUUAUUAUGUGACGAAAAACAUCUCGUCCCUUCCAUUAACUGCAGAAUUAAAAAACAUGCAGCUGUUGUGCAAAAGAAACGUCACUAUUCCUGCAUCUGGACCAGCGUUGAUCACACUGAAAAGAGAUCCAACUCUACCUAAUCUGAGGAAGGCGAUCGAACAGGGCUUCGUGUUAGGAGUUGACUCUGAUUGUUCCACGUGCGAUGAUUCUUGGGGUGUUUGUGGAUAUAGUCAGAUCUCAAAUCGGUUUGUCUGCCGUUGUAUGAAUGGGUCGCAGGGCGAUUGUCGUGGACCUAUAGAGAUAAUAGAUCGUGGCGACUUUUCAGGAGCAGAAACAGGUUCGGUAACAUGUGUUAUUCUGUUUGCGUUAUUGGUCUCAUUGAUACCUCAUUUUCUACGUCUCCAUGAGAAAAAAACACUAGAAAACUUGAGACAAACGGAACUCAUGGCCCAUAUUCCGCUGCAACGCUAUAGCUUUGCACAAGCGAAAACAAUUACAAAUUCAUUUGCGGAAGAGAUUGGGAAAGGAGGAUUUGGAACUGUCUAUAAAGGAACCCUUUCGGAUGGCCGCAUGGUUGCCGUGAAGGUCUUGAAAGACGCAAAGGGUAAAGGUGAAGAUUUCAUCAAUGAAGUUGCGAGCAUGAGUAGAACUUCACACGUCAACAUUGUGUCCUUGCUUGGAUUCUGCUUUGAAGGUUCCAAGAGAGCAAUUAUCUAUGAAUUUGUAGAGAAUGGGUCUCUUGAUAAGUACCUCUCAAGUAACAUAUCGGUGGCUAUGGACUGGAAGGCACUGUAUGAGAUCGCCCUAGGAGUUGCUCGUGGUCUAGAAUACUUGCACCAUGGCUGCAAAACAAGGAUUAUACAUUUCGACAUAAAACCACACAAUGUAUUGUUAGAUGACAGUCUUUGUGCCAAAGUUUCAGAUUUUGGCCUCGCUAGGCUUUGUGAGAAGAAAGAAGAUAAGUUAACAAUCCUGGAGACAAGAGGCACAGUAGGGUACACUGCACCAGAGGUAGUCUCCAGAGCUUAUGGGGAUGUAUCUCACAAGUCAGAUGUAUACAGCUACGGGAUGUUGGUCCUGGAAAUGAUAGGAACAAGGAACAAAGAGAGAGCUGGUCAAGAAUUGGGUUCUAACGUAGGUUCCAUGUCCUUUCCUGACUGGGUGUAUAAAGAUCUUGAAAAAGGAAAGUAUGGAAACCUUUCCGGGAAUGAAAUCAGCAGCGAAGAAGAGGAGAUAGCAAAAAAGAUGACAUUGGUGGGUUUGUGGUGUAUUCAGUACUCUCCAACAGAUCGCCCACCGAUGAACAGAGUAGUAGAGAUGAUGGAAGGAAACGUGGAUGCUCUUGAAGUCCCUCCUAGCUCAUUUUUGAAGGAUAUUCGAGCAGCACCUCUUUCAGAAUCUACUCCGCUUUUAGAGAAGAGUUCAAGAACUUCAAACACCUCUGAGGUAAUGUGGUCUGCUCAACAAAGGUUUUAA